Messenger RNA from Malus domestica (apple), 2141 nucleotides. The record is from RefSeq and is a predicted model, not a curated record. NCBI's taxonomy places the organism in Eukaryota, Viridiplantae, Streptophyta, Magnoliopsida, Rosales, Rosaceae.
GCAUGUUUUCUCUUCUAUGCAUUAAAUGACAAAUGGAGAAAAUUUGUACUUUAUAGACUAGGUAUAGACUUUAGUGCAUGCUAGGUAGGCUAGGUAAUAAUUAUGUCAUGUGAACUUAAGACUUUUUGGUCUUGGUUGUUGGCAUAGUUACUAGUGUAUGCCUAUAACUAGAUACAACAUUUGUGCAUUGAGGAAUGCUUAGAAAAUGGGAAGGUAAGCAUCCAAGGUGGAGAGAGCAUUUGGCUCUCCCAUGGGAAAGGUUGAACAUGGGUUGAGAGAAAAUCAAGAGAGCUAAAGUGAAAAGUAUUCUAGUGAAAGAACUCUUGGGGUAGAGUGAGGCUCUUGGGAAAAUUCUAUGAGUGGAUGUGCAAGGGAUUCAGGAUUGAGUUAUGUUGAUUUAACUCAUGUGUACUUAUACUGUUAUUCAUAGUGAAGAGCAAUAUCUCUCCGGGGACGUAAGCAUGUUUUUGCCGAACCUCGUAAAUUUCUCGGUAUCUUUAUUUCUUGUAUUUUAUUCUGUUCAGCUGAGUGUGAUUUGGUGAGGUUGCAAUUUGAAUCUCGUUUCUGUACUAACGAACGGGCCAAGGCACAACAAUUGGUAUCAGAGCAUCGUUGGAGGCUUUGGUUCGUUGGAGGUCCAGAUUUGUUGUUCACCAUGGAAUUUUUAGUUGAGCAGUUUAAUGGGAGAGGCAGUUUUACUCUUGGUAAAAGAGAGUAAUGGAAGCCCAGACCCAAAGAAAAAUGUUGUAAGGAUUGGAAGCUGUGACCUUUUCCAGGGGAAAUGGGUUUAUGAUAGGUCUUAUCCUCUCUACACUUCCACUGACUGUCCAUUCAUAGAGAAGGAGUUUAAUUGCCAAAACCAUGGACGAUAGGACAAGGAGUAUCAGAAAUACAGAUGGCAGCCAACUUCGUGCCAGAUACCGAGGAGACUUAUUGAGCUUGAAUCAAUGGCAGUUUCUCACAUGCAUGAUUCACAAAUCAGCACCAGAAGCUAAGUACGACCUAGUCAAGAUUGGAGGCCUAUCUGUACUCAAAUUUCCAGCAUAUGACAUCUCGAUCAUGCUCUCGCGCAAUGCCUUUCUAGUAGAUAUCGUCCUUGAGGGAAGCCGGCGUGUUCUAGUGCUUAAUUCGAUUCAAAGUGGAAAUUUUUGGAGAACCUUUGAUGUCUUGGUCUUUGAUACAUGGCACUGGUGGCUUCAUACCGGAAGGAAACAACCGUGGGAUUUUGUCCGAUACGAGGGAUGGACACACAAAGAUAUGUAUUGCGAAUCGAGAUCUUUAGGCUAGCAACCAGGAGUUCUGUAUUGCGAAUCGAGAUCUUCUUCGGAUCUUUGUGUCUAGAGCCCAAAAACCAGAAGAUCCGGACCGUUGAAGAGAGAGAUCCGAACCAUUGAUUUGUGUCUAGUGGGCUAGUAAAACGGGUUCAUAAAGGCCGAAUGAUUUAAAAUAAGUGGUUCAAAUCUUGUAGUCCUUAGGCUCCAGACACAGAGAUCUUUAUUCGGAGUAUUGCUUCAUCAGUAAGAAAGUGUUAAUUAACGUUUCACCCUUUUUUUUCCUAAUUGGGCCCAACUUUCAUUUUUCCACAAACAUUAGGCGUAAAACCAUAAUUUUCACCUUCCUGGAACUAUGAACAAUCAAAUCAACUCCACCGGUACUAACUCGGAGUGGGCAUAGAGCCACACAUCUCCUCACGAGGAGAUGAUCCAAUCAGGUGGUUCUCGGCACGAUCAUAGCUUUUCGCUCCGCUUGCGGAAUGAUAUAACUCCGGGCGGAGUGGAGCGACAUGGCUGCUUAGUCGUAUCAACUGCUCCCACUUAAACGCCAAAUUGCCAUGUCCAAUCGAUGCAGUACAUAUUCAACCAUAUGGGGUGCCGUUCAGAUUGACUAACAUGGCAGAUACGUCCGCCCAUACCAUGCAGAGGAUAGACUGCAUUGUCUUGACAAAAAGCAUGUCUGAAUGAACAGGUCAUGUUGUUGACUCCCACUCAAGCUAUCCACUAAGAUCAACAUCAGAGAGCUCAGAUCGACUUCUCUUGGCUUAUAAAUAGCCAAACUGACUCCUUAAGCGGGGGUAGACAUUAUGAGCGCUGUUGAUGCACAAAAUAAGUGAGGACUUUGGUGCAACAGAAAGUGUCAAGUUU